Molecule: messenger RNA, 2481 nt
Organism: Pseudoliparis swirei
Lineage: Eukaryota; Metazoa; Chordata; Actinopteri; Perciformes; Liparidae
Exons: 3
Source: RefSeq, a predicted model, not a curated record
GGAGGGAGGGAGCGCGAUCUGAUCAACAACAACACUGUUCUUCUCAGGAGCCGCGUUUACCGGAGCCAGCUCUUUCCCGCAGCCUCGGUGGAGGAGAAGAGGCAACGAGGACUUUCUGUCCGUCACCUGCACCACCGCGUCGUGUGCCGCCGCUCAUACAUCGGCGCUGGUGGAUGCCAUUGCGGAAGUAAGAGGCGGUUCGUCACGACCCGAGAGCUCGGUGCUGUGCGGACCUCUAGCGGCCGAUCGGGAGAAGUGCUCGAGAUGUACGGAGCGUCAGGUAUACCGGGGCUCAUCGCGCCCAGCGGGCCGCCCCGGCAGCCCGGUCCGGCGGGGCAGUACAGCCCGGGACACCCCCAGGUGAACGGCGGCGGCGGCAGGGGGGGCAACCCGCAGAGACUCGGACAGAGGGCGCCCAAACUCGGACAGAUUGGUCGAACCAAGAAAGUGGACUUGGAUGACGAAGACCUGGAUGACAUCAUGAACAACAACGGGCAGUGUCCCGUAUCCCUGUCGCCCAUCUCCUAAACUUCACAGAGAAGUGGCAACCCCCCAAAAACAACGAAAAAACGAGAAAUACCCCCAGGAAGCCCAAACUCCCCUUUCGGUGACCUCGGCCUCGACCCCGUCGUGCGUCCGACCGACACUUCCGACGGCUCAACAAACGCCUCAUUUAGCGGCGGCCUCGGCCUCGAUUGUACAUAGUGUUUAUUUAUCUUACCUUUUGGUGAAUGGAUGGCUUGUGUUGCAUCGCUCUCUGCUCGGCACCUCGGGAGGCCGUAAGAUUAUCAGGACUCGAGGGAAGGAAGUGUCUACAUUUUUUUCAGAGCUUCUUCACGAGGGCUACGUUUCUAAAGUUGCACUGAGCAAAUGGUCCGGCCGGACAGCAUCUUCUCACCCGCCUGUUUUCUGGUGAGGGAUCCUGAGUCCGUGGGUUUGGCCGCGUGAGGGAACACGGACGCGUUAAUGUCUAACACACGGGUGAAAUAUGAAGCUUUGGUUGCGCAGUGACGGACGCUCGAUAUUUACUGAACGAGAAAUAAAACUACUGCUAUUUAUUUAUCGUUUAAAAGGGGAAGAAGGAAAAAAAAAGGAAGACGCGUCGUUAUGGCUUCUUAAUGUUUUUUACUCGUUUCCGAAUGGAAAUCGCUUCAACCGAGAUUGAAUCGUGUUUUCAAAGCUGGUGCACUUUUGUGGGAAUGCCUGUUAUGUGCAGUGGCAUGUUCUAUGCAUGGAGUCUGUGAACGCAUCCACACACGUAGCUGCUCUCCUGUUAUUAAGGGCUAACGUAGAAGUAUUUCCAAACCGCACCGUUCACGCUCUUUUAGAUCACGCUGAGUCAACACUUUUUUUUCCGAAAAGCUCCUCGUUGGCAGACUCGGCAGUGAAAAGUCGUAAACAACAACAACAACAACACGGUUUCUGGAGGUUUUGUUAGAGGCGGACACGUACGGCUCCAGCACUUUGAAAAAUCGAUCGGCGAAUGCCAUUUGAUUGGAAUCGAUUGGCACACGAUGACGUCAUCGCGAGCUCCCUUACGCAACACCUGGCUGUCGUCAGAGCGUCUCUAAAGUAUAAUGUCAACCUUCACUUCACAGUUACGAGAUAAUGACAACAAGCAGCUCUCUGUGAUUAGUUCUCUCUGCUGAGACAAUCUUAACACGGAUCUUUUUUUUUUGGGACGGGGGGGUAAUUAUUAUUAUUAUUAUAAUUUUUGUAAGAUUGCGGUUGCACCUGAAAUGACACGCUACUGUCGGCAGAGGCUCACGCCGACCCCUCCUGCAUGGACACGGCCGACCUUUCAUCGUGCGCCUCUGGGGAGUUAAAGAUGAAUCUUCGUGGGAUUUUUUUGUUGUUUGGAUGCACUCGUUUCCAAAUCGUGUUCCUUAAAUAUUCAAGACGCAUUCACACGACUGUAAAAGGGAUAGGUCGGAUUUUAUUUUGAAGUGAGGUCGAAUUUAUGCAUAGUGACGGAGUUUGGAGAAACAGACGGAGUAGCGCCAAUGCGUUGCUGUGAUGCCUAAAAACAUCAAAAUCAGAUACAUGUCGAAUAUUUUCAGGUCACACUGACGGUGUCUAUGAAACCGUCACCGUCGUGUGAUGUGGCCGGAUUCAAAUUAAAGGCACAAUGUGGAGCGGUAAACAGCUGAAAGACACAUUUUACAACACACCCUGCUUUUAAUGAGAAUCUGUUUGAUAUGAUAUUAAAGAAAAUUAGUAUCUGCUUCCUCAUUCAUGAAUCCAAAAGCCCCCUCUCCAUGUGUGUUUUUCACAUCCCGCUCACAUUAUUACUUCAAAUUAUGCAUGAAUACGGAUUAUUGAUACUCAAAAUGUUCCUCCUUGAGCAGAUGAGUGACAACGACCCUCUUGUGUCCGACUAGUGUCCGCAGUACAAUAAGUAAAGGGCUUUCCCAGUGGAAAUAUUCUGUUCAUGAUGUGAUGAUCCUCAAAGGUGCUAAAUUAAAAUCUCACGAGCAUGUC